ACAUACUGCAGCAGGGCACUACGAGCUCGCGCCUGCGCCACCGGGCCUUCCUGCGCUGGUCGUGGAGAAGAAGCGGCGGCGAAUGGAGGGAGAACGCGAGGAGUGGGAGCCGCUGUGGAGCGCGCGGGGCAGCCCAGCCACCUCGUCGGCGGGCUCACUGGCGGACGAGCUGGACGAGCAGCGGAGCCCGACCACCUGCGGCGGGAGCACGGUGGUGUUCGUCGCGGUGCCGGAAGAGGUCGGCGACGGGAGGAGCACGCUGCUGUGGGCGCUGCACAACUUGGUCAGGGACGGUUCCAAGGUCGUGAUCGCUCAUGUCCACAGCCCUGCUGCACAACUGAAGGAUCAAUACAGCAUUAAACCAGAAGAAAUCAAGGAGUACAGGAAGCUGAAGCGAGCAAAGGCAGAGAAGAACCUAGAUGCGUAUGUUCUGAUAGCAAAAUGCACAAGGGAAGAUAUAGAGGUUGGUUGUGAGAAAGUAACAAUUGAGACGGAUAAUGUUGCUAAAGGACUAGAGGAACUCGUCACCCUUCAUAACAUAACCGAGCUUGUAAUGGGAGCAGCUGCAGAUCGACACUUCUCAAAAGAAAUGAACACACCAAAGUCAAUGACAGCACUCAGGCUUACGGAGACAGCUGCUCCAUGGUGCAAGAUAUGGUUUACUUGUAAAGGGCAUUUGAUAUGUACCAGGGAAGCAACUCAAGACCUUCCUGUCAUACCUCCAUCACCUGCAAAAAAUGCACCAGAGGCACCAACGACAUACAACAUUUCAAGUCAAAUGGGAUCAAUGGAACUCACUGAGUUGGAAUACGAAGUAUCAAGCUCCAAAGGAUACACUUCAAGCUCAUUGGUUGCAACAGAAAUGACGGAUUGGGAUUAUCUUUUCGGAGACUGGGGGAUGAUAGUGUAUGGAUCAUCAAGAAUUGAUGAUGAUGCUAAUUUCUCCGGAACUGCUACUCUACCUCCAAUUAUUGGAGACACAAAUGAACUAAUGCCAGUGGUGCAUUCUCCUACACAAGAAUCUGAUAAUGUCUACUUGCUGCUAACUUUUGCUGAUGGUAUCUCACAGGAAGACCAACCCAGUGUAGAUGAAGAAAUGUACGAGAAACUUCAAGAUCUGUGUAUUGAAGCUAAGCUGCUGAAGGAUCAAGCUGAUGAUGAAUCUAAAAAAAUACGCAAAACUGAAAUGGACCUGCAUUCAGCACUUCAAAGAAUUAAAGAAUCAGAAGAUUCAUAUCUUCAAGAGGUGAGCCAGCGAAAAGAAAUUGAGAAGACUCUUGCUAGACAGAGGCUGCAGAUUGACAAAAUGAGAAGAAAACAAUGCACAUUAUCUGAUGAAUUACAGGAUUCAAAGAAGCAUAACCUUAUGCUUGAACAACGUAUAACACAAAUUAAGUCUGCUGCAAAAGAUCACAUUGAAGAAAUUACCAAUUAUUUUAUGAAACAAUCAUGUGAAGAAUCUAAGAAACGCCAAAAGAUCAAAAUGGAUCUGCUUUCGACACUUCAGAGAGUUAAAGAGAUGGAGAGUUUGCUCCAAAACGAGAAGGCACAGAGGGAAUACAUGGAGGAGAAGAUAGCAAAACAGAGGACAGAGAUUGAAGAAACAAAGAGGCAACGAGAUCAACUGUAUUACGACUUACAAGAUGUAAAAGAGCAGCGGCUCAGACUGCAACAAGUGGAUGCGUCUGAAGAAACUAACAGAAGAAGAAAAGCCGAAAAGGAUCUACUCUCAUAUCUUCAAAGGAUUAAAGACCUGGAGCAUCAGCAUGUACAUCAGUUGAAAGAAAAGGAAAGAAUGGAGGAGACAAUGACAAGGCAGAAGGAAGAAAUACAAGCAGCAAAAAGAAAGCUACAUGAGAUUCAUAGCAAACAUAUGACUGAGAUCAAGUCUGCUGUGAACGUUCAUGAAGAAAAGCUUGCAAACAGCAAACAGCUUCUCCAAGAGCUCCAAGCAAAGAAUGAAAAUUUACUCCAUGAGAGAGACGCUGCAGUGACAGAAGCCAAAGAGUUACACCAAAAGAACAAGCAAAGAGCCUCAAUGAUAACUGAAACUCCGGACACUGAGUUCUCAUUUGCCGAGCUGCAGAAAGCAACCGACGGAUUUGAUGAAGAACUUAAGAUUCGUGAAGAUGAAUUUGCAAGGAUCUAUAAAGGUUUCAUCCGCAACACAAAUGUAGCAAUAAAGUUGUUCCAUCCACGAAGCUUGAAAGGACAAGCAAAGUUUUAUCAAGAGGUUGCUGUCCUCAGUAGAGUCAGGCAUCCUAAUCUCAUAACACUGAUAGGAGCAUGCCCAGAUGACUUCGCGCUAGUGUACGAAUUCCUCCCAAAUGGUAGCCUCGAGGACUGGCUUUUAUGCAAGAAAAACAUGCCACCUCUGACAUGGAAGGUGCGCACAAGGAUCAUUGGGGAGAUAUGCUCAGCGUUGGCUUUCAUCCACUCACACAAGCCUUAUCCAAUUGUUCACGGUGAUUUAAAUCUGGGGAAUAUUCUCAUUGAUGCCAACUUCGUCAGCAAGCUGGGAGACUUGGGGAUCUGCCACCUCCACAGACAACCUGACUUGCCAACCAACAAUCUUCAACGUCACCCUACAAAGAACCAUAAAGGGACACCUUGUUAUAUGGACAAUGGUGAAUUCAUGAAAGCUAGGGAGCUCAUGCUGUGGUCCGAUGUGAACUCAUUCGGCAUUAUCAUACUUCGCUUACUGACGGGGAGAUCACAGCAACAGAUCGGUGAAAUUGUGGAAGAAGCAAUGGAGAAAGGAAACCUGCAUUCUAUCAUUGAUGCCUCCGCAGGGGACUGGCCAUUUACACAGGCAAACAAGAUGGCACAUCUUGGGCUUAGAUGCAUCAACUUGAGCUGGGGACGCCAGCCAGAACUCGCCGGGGAAGUAUGGGUGGUGGUCGACCAACUGAUGAAAGCCACUUGCCUGACCACUGGGUCAUCCCAAUUUGCAUCACCCUCUGAUGCCACACCUCCAUCACACUUCAUCUGUCCAAUUUUUCAGGAGGUUAUGAGUGACCCCCACAUGGCGGAAGAUGGGUUCACAUACGAAGCCGAAGCAAUCAGGGGAUGGCUUGACGGAGCUGACACAUCGCCCAUGACAAACCUGAGACUUGCAAGCCGCAAGCUCACCCCAAACAAGGCGCUCCGUUCUGCGAUUCUCGAGUGGCAACAGCAACAGCAGCAGCACCAGAGAUGAUGCAGUCAAUGGAUGCGGAUGCAGCAGUUCAUGCCAGAUGCUUCAUCCAGCUGCGAAUAGUGUGUAUACUGUAUAGGGUUUUCAUGGGUUUUAGUAUGCAGAUUGGUGUAAGAAAAGGGGAACCACUAACCAGUUGAACACUGGUUUUACAAAUCUUACUAUAAAAAUCUGUG
Panicum virgatum (switchgrass) is the source of this 3372-nucleotide messenger RNA. RefSeq names its product U-box domain-containing protein 33-like. NCBI's taxonomy places the organism in Eukaryota, Viridiplantae, Streptophyta, Magnoliopsida, Poales, Poaceae. Gene Ontology annotation, biological process: protein phosphorylation; protein ubiquitination. The record is from RefSeq and is a predicted model, not a curated record. The transcript is spliced from 13 exons. Bases 83 to 3199 code for a protein of 1038 amino acids. Gene Ontology annotation, molecular function: ubiquitin-protein transferase activity; protein kinase activity; ATP binding.